UACCCUGCUGGCCUGUCCUCCCUGGUGCUCUUUGUGAGUAACGUGGGAGAGAUCAACGCCACUGUGUUCCACAGUUACAACCUGGGCUCUGUGACCCACCUCACCAUCAACAACGCUGGCAUCACUGGCAUCCCAUCCGGAGCUCUCCGUUCCUUCCACAACCUCAACACCUUCAGACUGGACCUCAACUCCCUCUCCCAGCUCAGCCCAGCCUGGUUCAGCCAACCAGCCACCCUCCAAAACCUCACCCUCAUUCAGAACCCCAUAGAGGUUGUGGAGGAGGGCACGUUUCGCAGAUUUACAGGUCUAACUAGACUGAACCUGGCCAGUAAUAUGAACCAGACCAUCUGUCCUGAUAGUUUUAGCUCUGGCCCGUUUGGCCUGCUUGGACCUCUCUGGUAACAAGCUGACCAGGGUUUGCCCCCAGGUCCUCCUCCCACUCUCCCUCUCCUCCACAAGGAUCAGAAUGGAUGGGAACCCCUGGGACUGCUCCUGUCAGAGGUUGUUUUUUCUAGUCAUUUGUGGGUUGGGGUUAGGGUGGGGAGUAAGUGUUGUACUGUGAUCAUAUUGAGUGUAUUGCUUUUGCAAAAAUGAGCUUUUAUUCAGUUUAAUAUCAUUUUCAAUUCUACUUUAAAAUUAAGAAAACAAUCUCAACAGAUGCUAUGUAAAUUGUAAUCAGGGAAACUAACCAAUCUGGCUUGAGUCACCCACAAAAUGACUACCCCUCACUACCCACACAGAUGUUCAAGAUGUCUCUAUUGUGUGUGUUCAGGUCUGUAGAAUUCCUCUGCUGGAGACCGAGCCUGUGUGGAACGUUUCUGAGUGUGUGAGCCCAAUGCCACAGCCACCACACACACAGUCCCCAGCAGUGUCCAUCACUGUCCCCACGCUCAUAGCAGUGAUGGGUAUUAUUAUUUUUAGAAAACAUGUUUAAAAAAGGUAUAAUCUUGGUAAAUGAUAUCAUCGGUAGGACUGGUGGAGUUAUGUACCCAAAAUUACACCAAAUAAUUGCAGCAUUACCGCAAAAAUGGAAGAGGAAAGUGGAAGGGGGGAAAAGUAAGGAACAUGUCUGUCGGCAUUAAAGAACAUAAUUGGUUAAAGAAAAUUGUGAUAAAUAAAAAAGUAUACCAGUUUCAUUUAAGGACCAAAGGAUAGACAGCUGUCCCGUAUAGAUUGCAUAAUAGUUGGGAAGAGAUUUUUGACGGACCGAUUCCCUGGCAAAUGAUUAAUGAACUGAUACGCGAAAUGACGCCGGAUUCAAAACAUAGAAUUGUUCAAUUUAAAUGAUUAUACAAAAUUCUUGCAACCAAUAGAAUGUUAUUUAUAUGGGGGAUACAAUCUUCCCAGCUCUGCAGAUUUUGCUGCGAAGAGACAUAAUCAUUAGAUCAUUUGUUUUGGUACUGUCCAUUUGUAGCUUGUUUUUGGUCACAGGUCCAGGAAUGGCUGAAGGAUUGCAAUAUUUACCUGGAGCUAACCCUGCAGAUAGCUCUACUGGGUGAUCUGAAAAGUCAUAGUCAAUCAAUAAUAUAAUAAUAAUUUUAGCAAAAAUGUUUAUUUUCAAUUUACCAUCUGUAGAAACAAUGAGAAUAGAAGGGUUCAGAACUUUUGUGAAACAUCACAGUACUGUUGAGAAAUAUAUGGCAAGUAGAAAUCCAAUAUGGAUGGUGUUAAGAGAUAGAUGUGAGGGAUUGAAUGGAGCUGAAGGUUGGGACUAAUAAUAACUAAUAACAACAAAAUAACUAAUGUAAAACAUACUGUGUCCAUAAUAAGUAUAUAGGUUGAGAACUUUUGUGAAAGAGCACAGUUUGGGGGAUAUGGCAUAUAGAAGCAAACCGGAUGGACAUCAGGAAAAUGAUCGGAGAGGUUGAGGGUAGAGGAAGUUCAGGAGUAAAAACAAAAAAAAUGGAAUUAUUGUAAAUUUGACUGUGUCCGUAAAAUGUUUAUAGUAUGUAUAAGCUGGAAGUAGAGGCCUAAGCGUUGUUGUUCACUAGUUUACUCCAAUUAGGGGAGGGGUGGUGGGGUUGGAAAGUAAUAAAGGAAAUAUUUAUUUUUAUUUUUAUGAUGUGUAUGUAUGGAUUUGUACGUAUGUAUGUGUAUAUGUAUGUAUAUGUGUGUGUGUAUAUAUAUAUAUAUAUAUAUAUAUAUUUGCAAAAAAAAACGUAUGGGGGAUUGGAAGUGAUUCAGACAAUUACAUUGAUGGAAGAUAGAAUCUAUCUACAAUAUUAAAGAUGAUCUACCCCCUACAAAAAAAAUAAGAUUAAAAAAAAAGUUCUGGAGCAAUGUUGUACAUAAAAUAGAAUACAAUAGUAUUAUAUAAAUCUCUAUGGUACGGUAUAUGAAUCCCAUCAGAAAAAGGAUGUGUCUCAGUCUGUACUAUAGGGCUAUACACACAACACUAUUGUAAUAGAAUUGUAGUAUGUAGUACAUCAUCCUCCACACUAACUCUAGAGGCUUGGCUUCUCUUCUAGUGUGUAGUGUGUACCCUGGCUGUAGUCUGGAGGACGAAACGGGAGGCCAAACAGGUGAAGGCCAGUCGGGAGGGAGUAGAAGAAGAGGGACAGGGAUCCACAGAGCAGACUGACAGAUCAACCAUCACCCUCCACAGAGAGGUGGAUUCUGUCAUGUCUAACUGGGACCCGGAGCUUGCUACGAAGACUCAC
This is a messenger RNA of Coregonus sp. 'balchen', 2660 nucleotides long. NCBI's taxonomy places the organism in Eukaryota, Metazoa, Chordata, Actinopteri, Salmoniformes, Salmonidae. The record is from the annotation of a GenBank genome assembly.